CUUGAUUUUAUAGUUAUUAACAGUCAUCGCUAAAACGAAAAACGAAAUGGAAUUGUUUGUGUCGAAGCUUUUACUUUUGAUUAUUUUGGUGAAAAUAUCCAGUAAUUUUUGUCAAAGUGAUCAAAUCGAUUUUUGCAAUAGAGAUCUAUGUCCUUAUCAAGGAGAGCAUGUGGCUUGUGGGAAAAAUCGAACAUUUUCAGAAAAUUGCGAGGGAGAAGUAAAAUUAGAAGACAUGAGAAACUAUAUAUCCCUAAUACUAAGCGAGCAUAACCGCUAUAGAAACCAGUUAGCUGGCGGCAAUGUCAGCAAUUUCGACUCAGCAGUCCGGAUGCCAGUUUUGCAUUGGGAUUGGGAUUUAGCUUUAACAGCUGAAUAUAACGCACGCACAUGUAUUUUCGAUCACGAUGAAUGCCGAAGCACGGAACGAUUUCAUUUAGCUGGUCAAAAUAUUUUCAAGUCUACAACAGAAUGUUUGAACUUGAAGACGGAGUAUUUUAUAAAAGAAGCGAUAAAUCGAUGGUUCGAGGAAUAUCAAAAUGUCGAUCGUAAUCUACUGCAAGCUUAUCAUCAAAGAAUACCACCAAUUGGUCAUUUUACUGUCCUGGUGAAUGAUCGCCAGACUCAUGUUGGUUGUAAUUUAGUAAACAAUCGCUUGUCCAAUGGUCAAGAGAUGCGCAUUACAAUUCUCAUUUGUAAUUAUUCAACAACUAAUAUAUACGGCUUCCCAACUUAUAAAGCGGGACCAACAGCGUCUGAAUGCAAAGAACGUAAUGAGGAAUUCGCCAAUCUGUGCAACGAUCCAGUAGAUGCGAAUGAUUUAAAAUGGCAUAAGAAAGAAUGAAGAAAUCU
Glossina fuscipes is the source of this 849-nucleotide messenger RNA. RefSeq names its product antigen 5 like allergen Cul n 1-like. Bases 47 to 841 code for a protein of 264 amino acids. The transcript is spliced from 4 exons. The record is from RefSeq and is a predicted model, not a curated record. Lineage: Eukaryota; Metazoa; Arthropoda; Insecta; Diptera; Glossinidae.